AAUGAACCACGAGCUCCUAAAUAACAGAGAAAUCGAGCACCAAGCAGAAACUGGGCUCUUCAACCGCUCUGCUCCAAUCGCUCAGUGCUGUAUAUAAAAAUUUCCGUUUCAAACGCCGAUUUUCCUUAUUCUAUCUCUGAUUUCGGCUAAUUUUCCCGAAGGGUGAAAUGCAGGUAUCUCGAUUUUGGGUAUUUGUAUUGAUUUCAUUGGUUUAAGAUUUGGGGUAUUGAAGGGUAAAUCUGAAUCAAGUUGAGGGAUCGAUGUCUACGGCGAGUUCGAGCUCUAUAAGGAAAGGCGGCGAAGCUGUUCCCGACCAGUUUCCGAUCGGGCUUCGUGUUCUUGUUGUGGAUGAUGAUCCGACCUGUCUGAUGAUCUUGGAGAAGAUGCUUCGUAUUUGCCGCUAUGAUGUAACGAAUUGUAGUCGAGCCGAGGAUGCAUUGUCUCUUCUCAGACGAUACAAAAACGGGUUCGAUAUCGUUUUAAGCGAUGUCCACAUGCCAGACAUGGAUGGAUUCAAACUUCUGGAAUACAUAGGAUUAGAAAUGGACUUGCCUGUAAUCAUGAUGUCGGUGGAUGACGGGAAAAACGUCGUCAUGAAGGGAGUAACUCAUGGUGCUUGUGACUAUUUAAUAAAACCUGUUCGAAUUGAAGCGUUAAAGAACAUAUGGCAGCACGUUGUUCGUAAGCGGAAGAAUGAAUGGAAAGACUUGGAGCAAUCGGGAUGUGUCGAUGAUGUCGUCGAUCGACAGCAGAAAACUAAUGAAGAUGCAGAUUAUUCAUCGUCUGCUAAUGAAGGGAGUUGGAAGAACUCAAAGAGGAGGAAGGAGGACGUAGAAGACGUCGAGGAGAGGGACGAUUCAUCGACCUUAAAGAAACCGAGGGUCGUUUGGUCCGUUGAGCUCCAUCAACAGUUUAUGGCUGCUGUUAAUCAACUAGGAAUUGAUAAGGCUGUUCCGAAGAAGAUACUCGAGUUGAUGAAUGUCCCUGGACUCACUAGAGAAAACGUUGCCAGCCACCUUCAGAAAUAUCGUUUGUACCUGAGAAGAGUAAGUGGAAUCACACAACACCAGAGUAAUUUAAACAACACGUUCAUGAGUGCCCAAGACGUGUUUGGCUCGUCGUUGAACGGUCUUGAUCUUCGAACUCUCGCUGCUGCUGGUCAGCUCCAGCCACAAAGCCUUGCUACACUUCAAGCAGCUGGAUUCGGUAGGUCUACAGUGAAAUCGAGCAUGCCUAUACCUCUUGUAGAUCAAAGGAACCACAUUUUUAGCUUCGAAAAUCCGAAGUUGAGAUUCGGUGACGAGCAACAGCGACAUUUGAAUGGUAGUAAAUCGAUGAAUCUACUUCAUGGAAUCCCAACAACGAUGGAGCCGAAACAGCUUGCUAAUCUGCAGCAAUCGUCGCAAUCUCAUGGGAACAUGACAAUGCAAGUUAGUACACGAGGAAGCCAAUCUAGCUCUCAACCACAAGCUAGAGCACAGAUUCUCAAAGAAAGUACCCCAACGAGCGUAACGAGGCUUCCACCGACAUCGCAGCAGCCAAUUUUGCCGAAUGGAAAGGCCAGUGGAGGGUACAGUGUAGUUUCACCAGCUGCAACAAUGUUAAAUUUCCCCGAAUUGCCUGGUAAUAGUUUUCCUCUUCAAAGUACCCCAGGAAUGUCGAGUGUCGUACCAAAGGGAAGAUUCCCCGAUGACGUUAACUCGAACAUUAAACGAUCGGAAGGUUUUGUGCCAAACUAUGAUAUGUUUAGGGACCUGCAUCCUCAGAAGCCCCAUGAUUGGGACUUGCAACAUGUUGGUGUGACGUUUGAUACGUCUCAAGGUAGUCUCGACGUUCCACCCUCAGCUUUCGCUCAACAAGGGUAUGCUGCCUCUAGCCAACAAAAUGGACAAAACAGGAACACAUCUACCGCAGGCAAGGCCAUGUUCUUGUUGGACGAACGAAGUGACAAUGGGAACGAACAAAGUAUGAGCCAACAACUCGACCCUCGUUUCGUCGAUGGUUCAGUGAGAGUCAAAGCUGAAAGAGCUCCUCAUACGAGCAGUCAGACCGACCUUUUCUCUGAACACUUCGGUCCAGAGGACCUAAUGAGUGCAGUUCUUAAGCAGCAACAGGGAAGCAUUGCAGCAGCUGAAAGUGAACUGGAAUGGAUGUUUCAUCAUAACACUCCUGUUUAGAAUGUUGCUUUAGCUUGCAGGCAGACCAUUUAGACAGAUCAUUGUAUAUGUGCAGAUUCUUUCCACUGCUUCCUCGGAGAGACUAGCUCGAGUCGGCUAUUACUGCCGUGUUCUUGACGCACGGAAUCGAGUUUUUUGAUGCAGUUGCAGGUUUUCGAAUCCCCUUUAUGACUAACUUACUGAAAUAACACGUUCGAAGCAAAUGCAGUUCACUUCCAUGUACAUAUUUGGUUAGCCUUCUGUGCUCGUAAAAUUUUGAGAUUGUCGUUGAUACGUCGUUGCUAGUGAUCUU
Molecule: messenger RNA, 2469 nt
Organism: Cucurbita moschata (crookneck pumpkin)
Lineage: Eukaryota; Viridiplantae; Streptophyta; Magnoliopsida; Cucurbitales; Cucurbitaceae
Product: two-component response regulator ARR1-like
Exons: 6
Coding region: 261-2177 (638 amino acids)
Biological process (GO): cytokinin-activated signaling pathway; phosphorelay signal transduction system
Molecular function (GO): DNA-binding transcription factor activity; DNA binding
Source: RefSeq, a predicted model, not a curated record